Guillardia theta CCMP2712 is the source of this 1683-nucleotide messenger RNA. RefSeq lists its product as hypothetical. NCBI's taxonomy places the organism in Eukaryota, Cryptophyceae, Pyrenomonadales, Geminigeraceae. The record is from RefSeq and is a predicted model, not a curated record. The coding region runs from base 1 to 1683 and encodes 560 amino acids. The transcript has 15 exons.
AUGCGAUCUUACGCGGGGAUCAUGCGAUCUUACUUGCCACUUCUUGAGGUGUUCCUGGUGAUCUUGCAGCAGACAGCGCAUUGCUCCGAGCAAUCAGCUUGUUUUGUUGGCGGCAAAGUGACAAGAUGGUGGAUCGGUGGAAAGAGUUACAGUCAAGUUUGUGCCUUGGUUGAUAAGCACAAGAUCUCGAGGUGGAGAAGUCAGAGGCAUGAGCUGCUGUGUAAGAUUUCCGAUGAGGACAGGAGAAAGCUGGAAGACUCCUUCCGAGCUGGAUGGAAGGAGGACUCGGCCAAGUUCAAGGGUGUUGCGAAUGAGUUUGAAGUGCAGGAGAAGGAAACAUCGAUAGUGCAAGUGUUCGAUGAGAUCAGAAAUGUCCCAAUCCUCACAGAGAAUCGUCAGUCUUCUGUCGACAGGAAGGCGAGGAAAGCGACUGUGAUGUUCCCUGGGAUGAAGCAGAUUCUGCUGAUAGAGCAGCCGAACGAGUGCCACAUGAUGGAGACUUUGCUGGCCCUUCCUCCUCCUCACCUCUUUGGGUUCCUCCCGCAAGCAUCGUCCUCUCUUGCGGAGGAAGAGACCUCGUUCGGGAAUCUCAUGGAGGUUGUCAGGUCGAGGCAGCUUGAAGACGGGUCGUUGCUCCUCCUAGUCGUGACCAUCGGGAGGAUCGAGGCGCUCCGAACAAGAUCGGCCAUUCCAUACACACGGAAAGAUUGCAGAGUGAUGGUGGAUGAAGAGGAGGUGGAAGCAAAAAUGCAGGCAGGAAGAAGCGAGAUCAUGGCCAAGGUGCGGAAGUUGGAGCCCCUUGGACAGGAUGUGAUUGCGACAGUUCAUGAUGGGUACUUUGAGAAUGCAGCUCGGUUGUUUGCAACUGCAAUGGCGUCAAGAGAGUCGUUGAUGUGGAGAAAGUUUGAAAUGAACGCAUCAGCGAGCAUGGGAAAGGCCUCUCAAUCGUUUGUGCUGCUCAAUCGAAAUAUUUCGCCUCUUGUCGUUGCAAACGAGAUUGCACUUGAUUCGAACAAUGUUUCCUCUUCGAUCGUCUCAGAGGCGCUCCAUCGUUCUGGUUAUCGACCGAUGAUGAGGGAGGGGCAGCUACCCGGACUACAAGAAGAGGAGACGAUGCCGCCGAGUUGGCUGGAAGUGUUGGAUCACUUUGAAGAGCGGCUGGAAGAAGAGGACCCGAGCAGGAGGAGGAUGAACAGUGGGGAGUAUGGGGAGACCAAGAGAGAGCUGGAGCGGAUACUGAGCAGCAGGGAGGAGGGGAGGAGCAUGGAGGCUGGAGCAAGGGAAGACGAGACGAGGAGGAGGAGUGAGGUCAAGGAGUGGAGGAGAAGAAGGAGGAGAAUCAACAUGUCUCCAGCCAACAAAGAAAAACUUUUGCUCCGCCUGGAGGCACUGACAUGGAGGAGACUAGACACUUUUCUGCAAUUGAAACAAGUCUUCGAGGGUGGUGAUACUGCGAAUGUGUCACAAGAUUUUUUCACGUCUUCAACUUUUCGUUCUCUUCCUCAAGAGCUCCAAGAACUGCAUCCUAGGUCAGCCAACAGCGACUGGCCGAUCAGCAGGAGAGCUCAACGACUAUCCUGGGUUGUUGCCUCGAUCCUCAGGAAGUUCAACAGCAUUGAGGUCUACAGCUCUCAGCUCACCAUCCUUGACCUCAGACCUCACAGGAUCGAUUUCUCUUUUUGA